Messenger RNA from Schistosoma bovis, 1837 nucleotides. The record is from the annotation of a GenBank genome assembly. NCBI's taxonomy places the organism in Eukaryota, Metazoa, Platyhelminthes, Trematoda, Strigeidida, Schistosomatidae.
ACCACACUGACUGGAAUUAGUGUAGUCGAGUGGUUAGACUACCACUUAUAGGACAUUAGCAAAUACCCGAAACAUCAAGAAAUGGGCGCAAAGAAAUCAAAUUGCCUAUACAAGUUCGUGACUAAGAUACUGGAUAUGAGAAGUUUGCCCAAACUGACCUCUAGAUCAUUCUUAAUUCAGGGGUUUUUGGUUUGUAGCGUUAGUGCGGUAUUUUCUUCUGACCUGUCUCAUUGCGCGCACAAUGCUCGCCACUGCAACAUGGUUGUGUCGUAGCCAUCAUGUCUCGAAACUGGCUAACCAACUACACCGCUCAACACCUUUCGUUAAACCGUCUAUAUCAAAUCAUUCUGUUCGAUUGUUUCGCACAUUUCCAGUAGUUAAUAGUUCUAUACGUAGGCGUGUGGGGCGUAUCAAUCUAAAAUCAGGAGCUACGGAGUUUGAACAUUCCCUCAGUAAGUUAUACAACUAACUAGCAUCUGAAUCUAUAAGCCUUCACGCAGGUACCUUUUGUCUACUUUAUGUAACCUAAUCUAACCACUGAGUGUCAAGUGAAAUACGCUCUCUAUGUUACGGCCAUUUUCAUUCGAUAUUUCCUAAGUGAUGUUUUCAUGAAUGAUAAUAGAGAUCUAACAUUUGUUUAUGAUGAAACUUAGUGGCGAUAGCCUCUGUCCAACUAAUGGAGAGCUCGUUUUGCUCAUUUGCCUAGCAAAUGCUUUGAUAGAUCAACCAAAAACUCGAGAUUUUCAAACACAUGACAACGAUUUCAGUAAAACUCGAGCUUUAGUGGGUGCUGCAGCUGCAAUUAGUAUUGGUGGUCUUUGUCUUUAUGGUUUAGCUGGCAAGGAUAGUUCACUCUCAGCUUUUGAUCGUUCAGUUGCUUGGCCGGAUUACGUUAAACAGCGUAUUCGAACGACGUAUGGCUAUUUACUAGCCAGUGCUACAAUUGCAGCUGGUUCAACUAUCGCAUUGUUUCAGUCUCCUACUAUGUGUCGUUUGAUGCUAAGUGGUGGGUGGCUUGCUCCUAUUGGAAUGGCAGUAUUGAGUAUAGCUACAGGAGUUAUUUGUCAGUCACUUACAUAUCCACAAUCGGGUCUAAGUGUUAAGCAUUUAGCAUGGGUUGCAUAUUCUGUGAGUUUAGGCGGUAUCCUGAUGCCUAUAUGCUUAGUUGGCGGACCCAUUCUUAUUCAGGCUGCUUUGUAUACUGGAGGUAUAGUGGGUUCCUUGUCACUGGUUGCAGUGACAGCACCAUCAGACCGUUUCAUCAACUGGGGUGGUCCUUUGGCGAUUGGUUUAGGAGUUGUUUUUGUGUCAUCUGUCGGUUCCAUGUUUCUAUCUCCUGUAAGUCGUUUGGGAUCUGGUUUAGCGUCUAUCAGUCUUUACGGUGGCCUUCUUCUGUUUUCUGGAUUCCUACUUUACGAUACACAACAUGUGAUAAGACGGGCAGAAUCUCAUCCCCCUCCGAAUUUCUAUUUACCAACUAACAAAGGAUUUCAGAAUCCAGAAGUAUUAAAACCAUUUGACCCGAUCAACAAUUCCAUUCGAAUUUUAUUGGAUGCUGUGAACAUAUUUGUUCGCAUAGCAGUAAUGUUAUCUGGUGGUGGCCAACGUAAGAAAUGAAGUUUAUUUACUAUCUUAUUCUCACCAAACAACGAACUACAUUUCUAUCUUUUAUGACAUUAAAAUUUAUUUGAUUUAUCAAGUGCUUGUGUUAAUCAUCAAAUCGAAUAAAUGUCAUUCGUGUUUUAGCGUGUAAGUUAGUGAUUUCCAUAUCAGUUGCAUCAUGUUUGAAACGAAUGAGACUUAGUAGUUUGAAUUGAAAAUACUUUAAAGUGAAUAA